GCACAAAACGAAGCGGCCCAAAGAGCAGCCGAAAAGACGGGCGAGAUCGUAGCAGUCACCGAACCUCCUGCUGUCGACAUCAGUAGUUUUGACGGCGCAGAUUACGAACGUCACAACGUCCUGAAUCAGGUGGGUGACCAGUCGAUGAAAAGCUACUACUUCCCGCCCGAUCCAGAUAUGCCUGCCUGGAAACCGAUGUCGAUGCAUUGGUGGUACAUCUCUAUCCUUAUCGUCAUCGCCGUGGCCCUCGGUCUGCUCCAAGAGUAUCUUUGCCAAAUAUCCAUGCGGGCAGGCGAGAACGGCGGUCUCCUCAAGUUUAAGUCCCCUCAAGAACUCACAACGGCCAAAUAUUUCGGCUGGAAGUACGCACCUACCAUCACUUUUCUCAGUUACGGUAUAUCCUGGCAGAUCGCGGACUUUGAUGUUAAAAGGCUGGAGCCUUACUAUCAGCUCUCGCGACCAACCGGCGCGACUGCUACCGAGAGCUUGAACAUGGACUACCUCACAAGCCUGUCUUGGCUGGUUCCGCUGAAAGCGAUCCGCCAUCGGCACUGGGCGGUUCUCUACUCUUCAUUGGCCACUCUUAUCACGGGAAGUUUGCUUCCUGUGCUCCAGCAAGCGUCGAUGGUAAUGGAACCUCCCCAAAAAGACCGAGCGGAGUCGGAGUUCAAAUACAUACGUAUUGUGCCUGUCUGGUCUCGGACCAUGUCCGCAAGUCUGUUUUGCGUCGCUCUGUACGGCAUCCUCCUUUCCAUCAAGCUACGGCGAAAGAGCGGGCUCCUCAGCGACCCCAAAGGCAUCGCAGGCAUCGCAGCCAUGGCCACGCAAAGCCACAUCCUGCAAGACUUCCACGGGCUAGACAUCGCACCCAAGCGGGUGAUCCACAAGCAGCUGGCGCAUCGGCGCUACAUCCUGCACAAAAGCUCGCUCUGGCAAGGCGAGUACAUACUCAGCAACAACGAAGAAUACGAAACGCAAAAAGGCGACAACCCCGUGCCGUUGAUGCUGACGCUCAAAGCGGGCAUCCCCUACCUCAGCGGCAUGCUGCUCUUCAUGGUCUCGCUGCCCGUCUUCCUCUUCCAGCCCAAAGCCAACCUCGCCACGGAAAAAGUGCCCUUCCUGCUCACGGCCCUCGCAACAGUCAUAAAGCUGCUCUGGGGCACCAUCACGACCGACGUGCGCGUCCUCGAGCCCUUCUACAUCCUCUCACGGCGGCACGCACCCGCGCGCACUCUCACCCUCGACUACGCAGGCACGACGCCCGGCUACCUCCCCCUCAAAGCCCUGCUCAACCGACACUACCUCGUUGCGCUCGUCGGCGCCGGCGCCCUCAUGACCGAGGUCCUCACCGUCUGCGUGUCCUCCUUCUCCGUCGACGGCAAGAAAUUCUUCCCCGGGCACGGCCACCCCACCACCAACAACGACGACGACAACAACAACAGCGCCUCCCACCCCAGCAGCAGCCGCUACAACGCCGACGUGACCUUCAAGUCGUUCUGGGUCUCGUUCGCGCUGGCCAUGGGUAUCCUCACCUACCUGUGCGGCGUAGGCGCGGCGGUGUAUUUGCGGCGGCGGCACGCGUUCCUGCCGCGGCAGCCGGGCACCAUCGCCGCCGUGCUGGCGUUCAUCCACCAGAGCCGCAUGCUGCUGCGCUUUGUGGACACGCAGCGCAUGGACGGCGCGCGCAUGAAACGGUAUUUGGAGGAGGAGGGCAAGUCGUACGCUUUGGGCUGGUUUAGGGGCAGGGAUGGUCAAGACCAUUGCGGUGUUGAUGAGGAGCCGGUCGUCGCUGCGUAUCGCUUUGGUGUCGAUUGGAGGAAGAGCAGGGUCCAGCCGGGGCAGGUGGGCACGUGGGAG
Aplosporella prunicola CBS 121167 is the source of this 1857-nucleotide messenger RNA. RefSeq lists its product as uncharacterized. Lineage: Eukaryota; Fungi; Ascomycota; Dothideomycetes; Botryosphaeriales; Aplosporellaceae. The transcript has a single exon. The record is from RefSeq and is a predicted model, not a curated record. The annotation marks the transcript as partial.